CUCCUCUCUCCCAAGCUUCAAUCCUCUCUUUUCUCCUCCAAUGGCGCUGCUCUUCCCACCCCCCGCCCUCUCACCGAAGCCCCUCUUCCCCUACGCUCUGCGAUCAGCGCGGCCGCCCCGCGUCACCUGCACCUCCACCACUACCUCCGCCACCGCAAGCGUCUCCUCCCCUCCCCCCGCCACAGCGCCUUCUCCCUCGACCUCCUCGCCGGCGGCGUCGGACGGCGCCGGUGGAAGGAAGAGGAAGAAGAAUAUGAGGUCUCUCAAGCCGAGCUUCGAGGAGCAGGCCCUCCGCCGCUGGUCCGCCAGGGCGCCCUCCCAGCGCGUCUCCUUCCCCUGGCAGCAGCAGGAGCAGCCGCCGCCGCAUCGGGUUGGCCAAGAAAGCGACGGUGCGCGCGGGCAAGAACCCGGUGGAGGUUCAAGUGCGACGUUAUGUUCCAUCGUGGACUACUUGGGCGGCGGCUCCUCGGACGAUGACGACGACGGUGUUCGAGAAGAGGUCGGAGGGGGUAAGAAUGGUGCGGUCCGGAGCGAAGCGACGCAAGACCGGGACGAAGGGUCGCAUUUUCCGCCGCGCUAUCUGCUUGGGAGCCGGGCGGUCGCUGCGCCGUGGAUGCACGGGGAAGGCUCGACCGAGGACCAGUUGGUUUUCGGUUCGGUGGUGGCCGGUGCGGAGGAAGGGGUGGACAUGGAUGAUGUUUCUAAUGAUGAGCUGGGCUUGGUGGAUGGAGAUGAGGAAGAGGUGUCCAGUGAGGAGCCCCUUAGUGUGAGUUCAGAAGACGAAGUGUAUGAGGAUUAUGCCUCACCGACUGCAAAUUCCUCUUAUUGGAUGGAUAUGGUAGUGGACCGGGGCUCUAAAGGUGGUGAAUUUGAUAGGAGCAUAAGGCAGAACAGCGUAAGGACAAUUGUUAAAACAUUGAGGAAUUCAAUGGAGGAAAGUAGUCCAAAUGUUGCAACAGAGCGGUCUGGUGCGGAAGAUUUUGUCCAGAAGAUGGGUUCUGUCCUCCUUCCAUGGGAAAGGGAGGAGGAGGAUGAAGAGGCAUUCGGUGGUGGCAGGCCAGGGAGGCGCAACAACACAGAGCUGGCAGAGAGGACUAUCCCAGAGCUUGAGUUGAGAAGGCUUAGGGAUGCGGCAUUGAGGAUGAAGGAGAGGAUAAAGGUUGGGCCCGGAGGGGUUACUCAGGACAUUGUGGAGAGCAUCCACAGGAAAUGGAAGGUGGACGAGGUGGUCAAGAUGAGGUUCGAAGGCCCACCGAGCCUGAACAUGAAGAGAACUCAUGAUUUACUGGAGGACAGGACUGGAGGAAUUGUUAUAUGGAGGUCUGGGAGAUCAAUUGUUCUGUAUAGGGGAAUGAAUUACAACCUUCGAUGUGUGCAGUCAUAUGCUAAAAUAAUAGAGGUUGAUUCUAAUGAAGAAGUUAGUGAUGCUAAUAGUGUUGUGCCCAGCCGUGGAGGUCACAACUUGCAGAAGUCAAGCGCAGAUGGUGUGAACCACUCAACAUCUAAUGUCAAUUUCUCUCCAGAAGCCACAGAAACAUUUGAUAUUGAUAGCUUCUUGGAUCAGUUGGGACCACGGUAUAGGGAUUGGUCUGGUCGCAACCCUAUCCCUGUUGAUGCCGACUUGCUUCCUGGUGUAGUUCCUGGCUACAAGCCGCCGUUUAGACUACUUCCCUACAAGAUCAAGAGCACUUUAAGAAGUAAGGAAAUGACAGCUCUACGUAGACUUUCAAGGCAAACUGCUCCUCAUUUCGCUCUAGGGAGAAACAGAGAACACCAAGGCUUAGCUACUGCUAUUGUUAAAUUAUGGGAGAAAAGUGCUCUUGCAAAGAUCGCCAUCAAGAGGGGGGUCCCAAACACAUGCAAUGACAGAAUGGCGGAAGAAAUCAAGAAAUUGACAGGGGGAGUGCUUUUGUCGAGGAACAAGGAGUAUAUUGUUUUCUACAGGGGCAAUGACUUCAUAACGCCUAAAGUAAGGGGGGUCUUGGUGGAGAAGCAAGAACAGGCAAUUACUCAACAGGAUGAGGAAGAGCUGGCUCGGCUUAAAGCAUCAGCCUUGAUUACUACCAUCCCCAGAGAACUAAAAAGUCCUCUAGUUGCUGGCACUCUUGCAGAAACUACAGAAGCAAAAUCGCGAUGGGGAAAUUCACUUAAUGAUGUGCAGAGGGAAGAUGAGAUGAAGCGCUUGGCUUUGGUGAAGCAUACCUCUCUUUUGAAGAACUUGAAGAGAAAACUGAUUUUAGCCAAAACAAAAGUUGCGAAAGCAGAGAAGGCUUUGGCAAAAGUUCAGGAAUUUCUCUCUCCGGCAGAGCUUCCAACUGAUUUGGAAACUAUUACAGAUGAGGAGCGCUUCUUAUUUCGCAGAAUCGGUCUGAAAAUGAGGGCCUUUUUAAUACUUGGCAGACGAGAAGUUUUUGAUGGAACUGUGCAGAACAUGCACUUUCAUUGGAAGCAUCGAGAAUUGGUUAAAAUUAUUGUCAAGGGAAAGAACUUUGCACAAGUGAAACAUAUUGCAAUCUCUCUAGAAGCUGAGAGUGGAGGUGUUCUCAUUUCACUCGACAAGACAACUAAAGGAUAUGCAAUCAUUUUCUACCGGGGUAAAAACUACAGAAGGCCCCAAAUCAUGAAGCCUCGAAAUCUGUUAACAAGGAGACAAGCAUUGGCACGCUCUAUAGAGCUCCAAAGGCGGGAGGCGUUAAAGCAUCAUAUCUCAAGUUUGCAAGGCAAGAUCUGGAAGUUGAAGUCACAACUUGUACAAAUGAAGGCUGCUAGUGAAAAACAGGAUGUGAAGUUACUUCAAACAGUUGAGGAUGGCCUGCCAUCAGAUGAUGAUGAUGUAGAGGAUGAAGGAGACGAGGCUUAUUUACAAACUUACAGCAACGAUGAUGAAGAGGAUGCUGACGACGAUUCCAAUGAAUAUCUUUGAACUGGUGCAGUUUUAACAAAUGGAACUCCGGUGUUUUUGUCCCAGCAUGUUCCAGAGAAGGCAAAGUUCAACGAGUAAGAUCCUGUACCUCCGCAAGGCUGCAAUUCCACGGUUCCAGGAAUAGUAUGGUGCCCCUCAGUGGGUUGCAAUUUUGAGAUCAAAUGUACAGUUCAUUUUACAACACAGGCUGUAAUUCCAGUUGGUGGCAUCAUUUGCAGCUGCUGCUCUCAUCCGGUGUUUGCCAUCGCCAGUUGCCACAUUCUACAGAUCCAAAAAACUCUCAUUGAGCAUGUCCAAGGCCGUCUGUCUGGAAGAAGCUGUUGAGUGUAGAUCAGUCUGCAUUCCCUAGAGAAGUUUGCGAGUGUAGACCAGCCUUCCUGAGUGCCCCUUUUGCUGUUUUGCCGCGGCUGUAAAUUACUGUCAGUAGUGCCUGCAUCUAUUCACUAGAUUCUCUUUGGGCAUUGUUUUCAAUGCAGGUAUUUGCAAAGAUUACAUAUAAAUUUUGCAAUGAGACGUGUUAAUUCCAAUU
Phragmites australis (common reed) is the source of this 3452-nucleotide messenger RNA. Its product is annotated as CRM-domain containing factor CFM3, chloroplastic/mitochondrial-like. The transcript is spliced from 9 exons. Lineage: Eukaryota; Viridiplantae; Streptophyta; Magnoliopsida; Poales; Poaceae. The record is from RefSeq and is a predicted model, not a curated record. Gene Ontology annotation, molecular function: mRNA binding. Bases 41 to 2923 code for a protein of 960 amino acids. Gene Ontology annotation, biological process: RNA splicing, via transesterification reactions.